CCGGGCCCCCAGCUUACUAGCGCUCAGGCCGCCCUCCGCCCGCGUCCCCCAACUCUGCCUGGUAGGGUGCAGCGCUUCUUUUUCCCUCCCUCUCGCCCUCUUUUUCUUCCCUUUCCCUGCGCCAUCCGCGCACGGGUUCAAACAACCGUGAUCUGUGAAUAAACAGUCAGUAAACAACCGAAAAAAACAUUCUAGAUCCGAAUUCCAGGAGGGUAAACUUUCCACGCCACGUCACACUUCAGCAAAUUUGCACAGAUAUUAUAUUGCCUCCCCCUCUUUAUUAUUCUUUUUUUUUUUUUUUUUUUUUUGCUAGGAACCCAUUGUACUUAACUGAAUUUUAUAACGCUGAUCGAUAUCUUGGUAAAAUAUUCAUUUUUAAACUAGCGGGCAGUGAAAUCUUUGCUUUGUGUGCUAAAGUCAACAGUCGCUCGGUUUGAGCUCAAAUAAAUGCGAGGAUUCCUGGGCUCGGAGCAGUCGGCCGCCUCCCUCCGCGCGCUGGACGCUCCGCCGCCGCCCGCCCGCCGGCCGCACCGCAGAGCUCACACACAAGAUGCCUCCCUAUCUCCUGCCAGCAGCGAGCAGCGGGAAGGAGUUGAUCCCAGGCGCUAACCCGCAGUUAUCAGAAGGCCCGGCUCAUUCGGGGGGCUCAGCUCUGGAACCUGAGGCGAUCCUUCAUUGAUUGUGGAAAGCGCUGUUUAGAUUUUGCCCUGGCUCAGUAAACAACCAAAAGUAACUGAGGGAUUUCUCCCUUGCAUUCGUCAGAAUCUCUUUCUCUCUUUCCCUCCCCCUCCCUCCCUUGUUCCCUCCCUCCCCCUCCCCUUCCCUCUCCUUCCCUUCCCCCCCCCCAGCCUCCUUCCCCCCUCCAGCUCCCUCCAGUCCUGGAGGUACUGUCAGACCACAGCCCAUUUCUGCGCCCUCAGCUGUCCCCCAUCCCCGCCCCUGUCCCAGCAGCUGGGCCUUUUAGGGUGGCUCUGCCUUCCUCUGAGGAUUUAGGUUUCUCCUAAGGGGACACAGCCUCCCAAGACCCCAAAUCUGUAGGGGAAGUUCCCUUACAGGGACUUGGGCCCCCUAUUCUGCCAAUUCCAAGUCCCCACCUGCUAAGACACACUCCAGGGUUCACCCCGGGGCCUUUCCUCCCUUGCCUCCCUGCCCCCACCCCAGCCCUGCCCAGCCCCUCGGCCUUUGGUCAGCUCGUGGCCACUCAGACCCACACAGCUGGAGGUGGGGGCGGUAGCCCUGGGCGCUGCCGGAGCGCUGCUUCUGGGUGGGCAGCCGUGGUCCUGGACACAGCCGUGGUCCUGGGAUAAAAGCCAAUGACAUUGGCAAACUUACGCUGAUGAUCAAUGCUUUUAGGUUCUGAGCAAGACCCCCACUUCCUCUUCAAUCAGGAGUAGAGGGAGCUUGGCCUCCUCUGAGCAGACCGGUGUGUCAUUCGCUCUUUUCCAAGAAGAGGUUUGCCCGAAGUCAUCUUGGAGACAUCACACUCCGCCAUCUAUUUGUGUAAAAUAAACAGAAAAGAUAAUUGCCAGUCCGCCACAAUGGGAGAGAUCAGGACAAAUCCAGAACAAUGAUCAUUUUAAAUUCAAUAAUUGUAAAAAAAAAUUAAAAGCCAAGUAAUAAAAGAACCAGUUUUCCAGUCAAUCUGCUCCGGUGGUGUUUUCAAAAAAAAAAAAAAAAAAAAGGAAGUUUCUUUUUCAAAGUUGGUAAGAUUUCAAAUGACAUUCCUUUUUUGUUUGUUGAAACCCCUUCCAUAUGAUAAAGAAAAUAUUUUGCAGAUGAGAUUGCCUCCGUACGCUUUUUCAAAACCAACCAGCUUCAAGCAAAAAAAAGUUUGUGAAAAAUCUCACCAGUGUAAUUUCUGGAUCUAUCCUUUCCCAGAUGCCAAAACUCUAAUAUCUUUUCAUUUUUGAAAGUCACCAAUAUUGUUCAUAGGCUCUCCAUUAAAAAAAAAAUCUAAAAAGGAAAACAGACUUUCAAAUUUGUAGCUUUUUAGGAUUUAAAGUCGAAAUAGUUUUCAUAGCUUUGAGCGUUUCACAGUAGUGGACAGAAAGCAAAUACAUAUAUAUAUAUAUAUAUACAUAUUUUUUUUCUUUAAAUGAGAGGUAAUACGAGAAACUAGAGUGCUGUUUUAUUAUAUAUAUAAUUACCCCUGGACAGACCAAUAAAAUAUGUCACUUCUUUGCUCCUUACCUUUUCUAGCACAGUUUUGUGAAGAAGUAUAAAAUGUAUUUGGGGUUUUGAUAGGGUUAUUAUGUGCCAAUGUAUCUAUUUGAUGAGUCCCAGCGAUCUCUGCGCGUUGUCUGGUGUAUAGGGUGUCAGAGGAUUGCCGUCCACGCGUGCUCGUCUCUGCCGUGGCCGCUCCCACGCAGCUCCCAGCACCCUGGCUCCAUGGUUACUAAUGGUGGCAUUUUGUUAAAUAUCGGCUUUGAUAUGAUUACAACUAAUUACUCCAUUUCACUUCAUGUUUUUCUCUGAAUUUUAUGUUUGGUAAAAUCGCUCGAGGGUGCUAAACGUUUCCUUACAAAGACUGUCUCUUUGUAUUUCUCAAUGUUUGUCUUUCUAGCUAUGAAAUGUACCCUAACAGCAUUUUGGGGGAAAUGCAUAUAUCGAUCAUUUGGGGAUUGCUUAAAACUACUCAUAACAUGCUCUUUAAAAUGCUUCCGGAUGAGAAUAGAAUAGAUUCUAUGGAGAAUAGGAACUAGUUUGCUUUGCUGCCUUCCUCUGGGCCAUGUUUGGGCGAGUCCCCCCACCUGCAGAGCGGUUCCGCUGUUUUUAAUAGGUCACCGCUUCUGCAGUCCGGUGGAGGCAGUGCUACGUUUGGGAAAAUAAUUCAGGACAAACCCGCAGACAUGAUUGGGACUGGGUAACCGCUCAUGGCCCUCUGAGGCAAGCCACAUUCUGUUUGGUGCAAGAGGCGAAAAACACGAACCUAACAGUGUUUACCUGUGUAUUCAGCCAUGAAAUUGAAUAUUAUCGAAGUUGAAAAAAUGCAAAUCAAAUUAAAACCAGGGAAAAUUGUCUUUGGAAUUACAGCGGCCUGGAGCCCCCAAGUGUUUGCUUAAAUUGAAGCAUUUAGAAAAUGAAAAUCCUCGAAAUUGCCCCUCUCUGCUCCCUCGCUCCCCCCACCCCAGGAAGGAAAUUUAUUUCUAAAUUCUAUUUUUAAUUCUACUGCAAAGAUACUGAGGCUUUGACACCCAUCAAAACCCCGAAGCAGUAACUGCUGUAAUAUAACUUUUUUUUUUUUUCCUUAAAAAUUCAGUGUCUCACUUUGCUUAAGCGUUACUGAAGUCAGGCCCCGUUUCAGAAACGAGCGGCCCGCGGUUCUCAUUCCCAAACGAGGCCGCUGCCACUGGACUGGCUGCUGCUCCCCGCGAGCUGCCAGGACCCUCUGCUGCGGCCCCGCCGCCGCCCCCUCCCCGGGUCCGCGCAGCCCCGGGCGCGUAUCGGGCCGCGGUGCCAGCCGAUCCCGGAGCCCAGCCUCCCCGCGCGGCCGAGCUCGCGGAGGAGAUGCGUGAAGCACGGAGAGGUGCGGGGCCGGGCGGAGGAUGGGGGCUCAGGCUCGCCCCCUCGGUGCUCACUUGGCCGACACAGACGCCGCAGGGACCUAGCGGAGGAGGCCGCAAAAGGAAAGAAUCAGAUAGAUACUACUUAGGGGCAAAAGAACAACUGAAAAGCAACAGGCAGAAGGAUAGUCAUUCUUGCCUUUUCCAAGUUCUAGAGCGCAGGGAACCGACCCCAGGCAGCCCACCCACCGGCCCCGGGGAAUCCCACCCGCAGGCGCCCAGACGCCGCAAAUUUUGCUCCCCCGCCCAGCCCAUCUCCCUCCGGCCUCGGCCUCGGGAGAAGCGGGCAAUAGCGCCAGGUCCCGCAGGUGCCCAGGGCGCGCUGCGGCGGCCGGACCCGCGGGUGGAGCGGCCCCCGGCUCUGCGCGACCCGCCUGCGGUCAAGGGCGGGAACGGGACCUGGGCAGCCACGCCCCCUGGCCUUAACCGGGACGUGGGGUCGCAAGGAACGUGCGUGGCUGGGAUGCGCUGCUGUAGCCCGGGAGCUGCCUUCCUCUCCUUGGUCGCGACCUUUGAGGGAUGCGCUGCCUCUCGUUGUACCCCAUCCACCGACCCCAGCCCAGGAGCCUGGUGCGGGGCACGCCUGGGGCUGCGUGGCUCUUUCUCUCCGGGGAGGGAGGACGGCUGGUGGCCCCUGUGUCACUCCGUCCUCCCUCCUGGCCUCCUCCUCAGACCUCGUCGGUUGAGGGGCAGCCCUGUUUCAGAAACGCAGGAACUCCGGUGCAGACUGCCCUGCGGGGGCGGGCUGGGGAGCCGCGGAAGCCGAUUUAUAUGGGAAACCUUCCCCUGCAUUUCCUUUCCAGGAGCCCCUGCCUCAAGACCAGCUCAACACCAGCUGUGGUCGUGUUUUGGAGAUUCGGGACCCUAUUUCCAAAGGAGAGUUGCAGGGGACAAGUUUCUGUUUGUUAUUUUCAAAACCAAGCAAAGGAAACAGCAGCCAAUUAAAAUGACAUAUUUUUAUUCGCCUCGGCACGUUGUCAGUGAUUUGCCCCCGGGGAUCCACAAUUUUCCCAAGCCUGUUAACGGGAGACGAUGAAUGAGGGCCUCGUGUAAUUUAAUUUUCCUGUCACACUAAAUAGAGUUACAUUGUCAACCUUAGAUCUACUCUUACUGAUAGGAUCGCCUUGUUUUGCCAUUUGCACCAUAAAGACCCCCAAAAGGGACACUAUAUUGUGACCUCUACUCUUGAAUUAUUCAAGAACUUAAUGACAUUUUCCAUUUUAAAAAGGGAACUAAUUGCCAUUGAUGUAAAGCAUGUGACCUUCUCUGGGUGCCCAGUAUGAGAAUGUUGCCAUCUGUAUGUGGCCAGAGCUGAGCUUCGGAACUGCAGGGCUCGGGCCAACAUAGGAGAAAGAUGUGAACAGAAGUGGGUGCCAAAGGGACCCCGCCAUCAAGCACAUUGUUUAAUUUCACCCCUUGCCCUGACCUACAAUUCCACAAAAAGACCUCUAAUCUGACCUGAAAUCUGUUCAAAAUCUCACAUCAACGCAGGCUGUUUUUUGAAAUGUGAUUUUUUUUUUUAAGGUACGUUGAAAAAUUUUGAAAUCCAGCAUCCUUUUGUUAAUGUGCAAUUUAUUUGUGUGAUAUCAAGCAAAAUAUGCAGCCAUCUCCUCCCCUCUUUUUUGGGGGUGGGAGCUUUUAAUAAUGUUUUUACUACUUUCUUACUCUAAAGAAAAUAAAAACUCAGAACUGUAAAGAAACUGCACCUUGGUGUUUGCUGUUUGAAUUGGUCUGGUUGAGUUUCCAGAAGAGCCGGCAUUGAAAUUCUACAGUAUCAGAAUUCUCACUCUUCAAAUUACUUGAAAACGGAGGCUUAUCUUUCCUCAAAGUAAAAGAAUUCCGUGUAUUCCCUACUGGUCCGUACUCCUUCCCCAGAGGAAAGCAAAAUGAGAGAAAAUGGGCUUGUAGCGAGGUUCUUUGGCUUCGUAAAUUCACAGAUCGGUGUCUGUAGAUGAUCUGAUGCUUUUCCUGAUUAACCGAGUAAGUCUCCUGCCAACAUCAACCAUUUAAAAAGUCUGAGUGAAUUGGGAAGUAAGACACUGGGCUACAGAUAUUUCUUUGGAAAUUUUAAGUGAUGUUUGAGACAAGGAACCUUCAUUUCUGCAUCGAGUGGGCAGCUGCUUUACAAAUGACACCGAAUACACACAUCCUGGCUUCCCUGAGACUAAAUAUUCUCUGUGGUAGCCUGUGAAUCCACAUCUUUCUCUCCUUGGAUCUCUGGAAAAGACUAUCAAGUGCAUUUACACAUCCGACGUGGUGCGAAGGAGGCCCACGUUAUAUGUCAACACACUGGACACAAUCGCUCCCGGUACAGCCUGGACUCAGAAUGCCCGGGCCUCCAUCUGUUUGAAAGGAAUUUGCCAUGAAGCUGUUGUUGUCCAAAUCAAAUAACAGAGUGAUUGUUUUCAUAUUUCUUUAAAAGGAACCGGUUUCCCUCCUUGGUCCUAUGCUCUGUGUGUACACGGCAACAUGGCAGGAAAAAAAUGAAUAAGGAUAUGUAGUUCUUAUUGCCAGAUAAAAAGGAUGUACAUAAAAAAAAUACAUAUGAAA
Sus scrofa (pig) is the source of this 6113-nucleotide messenger RNA. Lineage: Eukaryota; Metazoa; Chordata; Mammalia; Artiodactyla; Suidae. The record is from RefSeq and is a predicted model, not a curated record.